AUGGCAAGUCUCUUUUUCUUUUAUUCACUUCUCUAUUAUUUCUUUCUAAGUCAAAGCUUUUCUUCAUCAUCUGUGCAUCAUCUUUGCUCUUCCAGUGAAGCUUCUGCUUUGCUUCAAUUUAAGAAACCCUUUGAAAUCUCCGAUGACUACUCUAAUGAAUUAACCCAAAUUAAGGAGUUAGAUUUAAGUGCUAAUCAUUUCACUGGCCGGAUUCCUAAUUCCAUUGGCAACCUAACCCAAAUUAGGGAGUUAGAUUUAGGUGCUAAUCAUUUCACUGGCCAGAUUCCUUCCACAAUCUCUGAAGUGAAGCAGCUCACACUUUUAGAACUUUCAUCUAAUUCACUUGGAGGCGAAAUUCCUGAUGUUUUCUCUAACCUCCAAGAGCUAGUUGUAUUGAAUCUUUCCACUAAUAGGUUCAUUGGUUCGUUUCCCUCUUCCAUUUUAAGCUUGACAGGUCUUGAAAACUUAGACUUGUUGAGUAAUUCCCUAUCUGGUCCACUGCCUAGCAAUGCCAGCAUGCUUCAAAAGCUAGAUGAACUACAUUUAUCUCACAACUUAGAAGCAUUAGAUCUCUCUUGGAAUCGGCUCAUUGGGAAGAUUCCGCAGGGAUUGACAAGGCUAACAUUUUUGGCAAAGUUAAACCUCUCUCAAAAUAUUCUUGUUGGACACAUUCCUCGAGGUCUUCAAUUCAACACAUUCGAAAAUGAUUCAUUUGGUGGAAACCUUGGUUUAUAUGGUCCUCCUUUAUCAAAGCAAUGUGGAAUGAGUGAUCCAUCACAUGUUCCUCGCCAUUGGAGUUGGAUGAAGAAGAAGAUUCAUAUUUGA
This is a messenger RNA of Lycium ferocissimum, 825 nucleotides long. RefSeq names its product probable inactive leucine-rich repeat receptor kinase XIAO. The record is from RefSeq and is a predicted model, not a curated record. The transcript has 2 exons. Bases 1 to 825 code for a protein of 274 amino acids. NCBI's taxonomy places the organism in Eukaryota, Viridiplantae, Streptophyta, Magnoliopsida, Solanales, Solanaceae. Gene Ontology annotation, molecular function: protein binding.